Molecule: messenger RNA, 2101 nt
Organism: Ziziphus jujuba (common jujube)
Lineage: Eukaryota; Viridiplantae; Streptophyta; Magnoliopsida; Rosales; Rhamnaceae
Exons: 2
Coding region: 162-1853 (563 amino acids)
Source: RefSeq, a predicted model, not a curated record
AACUCUCUCCCAAUCCCAUCAUCAUUAUCAUCAACAGAAAAUGCUCAUUGCAAACUAACUCCUCUUUAUUUUACUUUAUAUAGCUUUUUUACAAUUAUAAAUCUUCCGAUUUGUAAAUCAAAUUUAGCUAAAAACUUUGAAAAACCCGACACAGGGCAUUAAUGGGGAAUUGUCUUGCCGUGUCCACUUCUACAAGGGAUAUUUCCAAGAAAAGAAAAACUUUACCCAUUGAAACCUUCUUCAAGCUUCCCUCUCCAUUGCCUUCUUGGCCUUCAGGUGAAGGAUUUGCAACUGGUGUUAUUGAUCUUGGUGGUGGAUUACAAGUCUGUCAAAUUUCAUCUUUCACCAAAGUUUGGUCCACCAAUGAAGGAGGACCUGGCAAUCUCGGAGCCAGCUUUUUUGAACCGUCUUCUUUACCAGAAGGAUUCCAUAGUCUAGGAUUUUACUGCCAGCCAAACAACACGCCUUUCUUCGGUUGGACACUCGCUGCGAAAGAAGACGACCACCCCUCCAAUGAAAUUCUCAAGAACCCAGUUGAUUACACUCUGGUUUGGAGUAGUGAGUCGUUGAAGAUCAAGAAAGAUGGCAAUGGCUACUUCUGGUUACCAACUCCUCCAGAUGGUUACAAAUCAACCGGAGUUGUUGUCACAACCUCGCCGGAAAAGCCUUCAGUCGAAAAAAUCCGGUGUGUUCGGUUGGAUUUCACCGAUGAAUGCGAAGCCGAUACGUGGAUCUGGGGACCAAGCAAGACGAAUGAUGCAAAUGGGUUCAAUGCAUAUGGUCUCAGACCCAAAAACAAAGGUACACAAGCUAUGGGUGUUCGUGUAGGAACAUUCAUAGCCCAAAAUGGUGGAGGAGGAGCUACUACUUUACCUUCUUCAUUAGCUUGUUUGAAGAACACUAAUUCUUCAAUCACAUCUUCCAUGCCUAACAAAAACCAGAUCGACGCAAUCUUUCAAGCUUAUUCACCAUUUUUAUACUUCCAUCCUGAUGAAAAGCACCUUCCAUCCUCUGUAACAUGGUAUUUCGCAAAUGGAGCUCUUCUGUAUCACAAAACAGAGGAAUCAAAACCUGUUCCGAUUGAACCAAAUGGGUCUAAUCUUCCUCAAGGUGGUCAAAACGACGGCACUUAUUGGUUGGAUCUUCCUGUUGAUAAAGCAGAAAAGGAAAGGGUAAAGAAAGGGGAUUUGCAGAGCUCAGAGGUUUAUCUACACGCAAAGCCAAUGCUUGGAGGAACUUUCACUGACAUAGCCAUUUGGCUUUUUUACCCUUUCAAUGGCCCUUCAACAGCCAAGGUGGAGAUCAUCGAUGUUCCACUGGGGAAGAUAGGAGAGCAUAUAGGAGAUUGGGAACAUUUAACACUGAGAGUGAGCAAUUUCAAUGGCGAGCUAUGGAGGGCUUAUUUCUCAGAACACAGUGGGGGUACAUGGGUUGAUGCAUCUGAGCUCGAAUUCCAUAGCGGGAACAAAUUGGUUGGUUAUGCUUCGUUGAAUGGACAUGCUUUGUAUUCCAAACCUGGACUUGUUUUGCAAGGGAGUAAUGGGAUUGGGAUACGGAACGAUACCGCGAAGAGCAAGCUAACGAUGGAUAUGGGAUCGAGGUACUCUGUAGUUGCGGCAGAGUAUUUGGGUUCUGAUAUCACAGAGCCUCCAUGGCUGAACUAUUUGAGGAAAUGGGGUCCGAAGAUUGACUAUAAUAUUGCAGAGGAAGCGAAGAAGGUGGAGAAGCUAUUGCCUGGGAGACUGAAAACCGCGUUUGAGAAGUUUGUGAAUAGUCUUCCCAAUGAGAUAUUUGGUGAAGAAGGACCUACGGGUCCUAAAGUGAAAAUGAAUUGGAGUGGAGAUGAACCAUGAACAAUUCUUCAUCAUCAUCAUCUUAUAGAUUAAAGAACAUGUAUUAUUUUAAAUUACUAGAAAUAUUGCAUUGAUUUAAUUUGUAAUCCCAAUAGCCAAGAAUUUUUAGUUUGUGGGGGCAUCAAUUCCAUCUGGUAUAUUGCCUCCUGACAAGUGUGUUUAAUGAAUAUGAUAAGCCUUGUGUUGUGUAUUUAUUUAAUAUGCAUUUAUACAUGUUGAAUGAAAUAAUUACAUAUUUUGUUUUAGAA